Messenger RNA from Neolamprologus brichardi, 774 nucleotides. NCBI's taxonomy places the organism in Eukaryota, Metazoa, Chordata, Actinopteri, Cichliformes, Cichlidae. The record is from RefSeq and is a predicted model, not a curated record.
AGUCAAGACUUCAGAUCCCUACAAAGUGAUUCCGUCAGAGUUUCUGUUACUGUGAUCCUGCCAAAUCCCACCCUCUCAUCAAACACUGGUGGUGCAGUAACCUGGGGUCAAGAUGUUAGCAUCACUUGUUCAAUCCCAACUCAGCAUUUAGGUGGAACAUUCACUCUGCAGCAGACCUCAGGCUCAUUCAGGAAAACCCAAACAUCAAGCACAAACUCUGCUGUCUUCAGAAUCCCUGAAGUGAAUUUCAAUAAUGAGGGAUUGUAUCAGUGCCAGUAUCAGACAAGGGUUUCAGGGCGAGAAUUCAGCUCCCCUCAAAGCAGUUCUGUCAGAAUAUCUGUUACAGUGAUCCUCCCAAAGCCCAGUGUCUUCGUGAUUCCUGUGGGGAAGGUGACCUGGGGACAUCGUGUUAGCAUCACUUGUUCAAUCUCAACUCAGCAUUUAGGUGGAACAUUCACUCUGCAGCAGAGCUCAGGCUCAUUCAGGAAAAGCCAAACAUCGAGCACAAACUCUGUUACCUUUAACAUCCCUCAAGUGACCUUCAGUAAUGAGGGAUCAUACCAGUGUCAGUAUCAGACAAGGAUUUCAAGCCGAGAUUUUAGUUCACCCCAGAGCGACCCUGUCAGAGUUUCUGUUACUGUAAUCCUUCCAAAGCCCAGCAUCUCCAAGAGUCCAGUUGGAGUGUUGACCUGGGGUCAAGAUGUUAGCAUCACUUGUUCAAUCUCAACUCAGCAUUUAGGUGGAACAUUCACUCUGCAGCAGAGCUCAGGCUCA